Paramuricea clavata is the source of this 414-nucleotide messenger RNA. The record is from the annotation of a GenBank genome assembly. NCBI's taxonomy places the organism in Eukaryota, Metazoa, Cnidaria, Anthozoa, Malacalcyonacea, Plexauridae.
AUGGUUGCACGUUACUUAUGGCUGCGUGUAAAUCAGAUACACCCGGUUGGUGUUUACGAGGGUGAAUGGGUUACAAUGGCACCCGUUUUAAUGCGUAAUGACUGGACCACGUUGACAAAUGCGCAUCGCGAGUGUGUGGAUCAGUUUGGCGAACUGUUAUGUUAUAAACCGCUAUUAACAUGGUAUGAUUGGUCGCGAUUAUUAAUUGUGGCACGCAAUAAAGUAUGUUUCGCAACCCUUCAAAGCCAAGAUGAAGCACCACUUGUAACAUUUGAUUAUCAGUGGGAAGACAACAGUGCAAGAAUGUGUAUAAACCCUGGAGACGAUGAACAGCUACGAGCUUGUAUGCGUAUGAUGGGUGGUAAAUAUGCGUGUGUAGAUAAUUUGUUGGAUUAUAUAGUACUUUUAGAGUAA